AGUGUAUUAACCAGGCGUGGAAUUACAAGGAACCAGAGAGGGAUGCGAAGUCUCUUUAGAGAUGACAGCACGAUCGGUCAGAAUCAAGUCUGUCAGUCAUUCAGACCCAUUUAUUCACAUUUGUAGAAUCACAGACUCCAUCGAUUAAGAGCUUGGACGGCAUGCAAAGUUGUGAAAUUUCCACAGACAGCACUGAUGAUCCUCUUAGAAGCCGCUUCCGUUUUCAUCGGCAGCCUCGAAUAGUAGUCAUUGGCGCUGGCUUUGCCGGACUUGCUGCAGCUAAGGCCCUACUGAAAAACGGCUUCACGGAUGUCAUUGUCCUAGAGGCUACAGGCCACAUCGGUGGGAGAGUUCACAGUGUUCAGCACGGUAAAGCUAUUUUGGAGCUUGGAGCCAACUUUAUCCAUGGUGACCAGGGGAACCCAGUGUACCACCUGGCUGAAGAGAACGGGCUGCUGGAGAACACCACCGAUGGAGAGAGGUGCAUGGAACGCAUCAGCCUGUUCUCCAAGAACGGCGUGUCCCAUUACCAGACCUGUGAUGGGAAGAGGAUCCCCAAGGACCUGGUGGAGGAGUUCAGCGACGUGUACAAUGAGGUGUACGAGCUGACUCAGGAGUUCUUCCAGAAUGGGAAGCCAGUGUGUGCCGAGAGUCAGAACAGUGUUGGAGUCUUUACACGAAGUCUGGUGCGUAAGAGGAUCAUGCUGGAUCCCGAUGAUUCUGACAGUGUCAAAAAAAUCAAGCUGUCGAUGCUUCAGCAGUACCUCAAGGUGGAAAGUUGUGAAAGCAGCUCUCCCAGUAUGGAUGACGUGUCUCUGAGUGAGUUUGGUGAGUGGACAAAGAUCCCUGGCGCUCAUUAUGUCAUUCCUGACGGCUUCAUGAAGAUCUCGGAGCUCCUGGCCCAGGGUAUGCCCUCCAACACCAUCAACUUUAAUAAACCGGUCCGCCGCAUCCACUGGAACUACUCGGCCCAACACCAGGAGGUCAUCGCCAAGAGCCACGACACAAACCAGAACAACAACCACAAUGAAACUAACCACCGCUCCCAACCUCAGGAGGACCGUCUGAUCCUGGGUCACCCCAUCUACGUAGAGUGCGAAGACCAAGAGUGGAUCGCGGCCGACCAUGUGAUCGUGACGGCUUCCCUGGGCGUGUUAAAGAAGAAUCAUGAGACCAUGUUCUCCCCUUCUCUGCCUGAGGACAAGGUGCUCGCCAUUGAGAAAUUGGGAAUCAGCACCACCGAUAAGAUAUUCUUAGAGUUCGCUGAGCCCUUCUGGAGCCCCGAGUGCAACAGCAUCCAGUUUGUGUGGGAGGAUGAGGCUCAGAUGGAGGAGCUGGUCUAUCCAGAAGAGCUGUGGUACAAGAAGAUCUGCUGCUUUGAUGUCGUCUAUCCGCCCGAACGCUACGGCUACGUGCUGUGCGGCUGGAUCUGUGGGCCAGAAGCGCUGUAUAUGGAACGCUGUGAUGACGAAACAGUGGCUGAGACCUGCAUUGAUCUGCUCAGGCGUUUUACAGGGAACCCUGACAUUCCAAAGCCCCGGCGUAUCCUGCGUUCGUCAUGGGGCAGCAACCCAUACUUUGGAGGGUCCUACUCCUUUACCAGGGUUGGAUCCAACGGAGGGGACUUCGAGAGGCUGUCCAUGCCCCUGCCUUACGCCAACAGCACCAAGGCUCCGCCAUUGCAGAUCCUUUUCGCCGGAGAGGCCACUGACCGAAAAUACUAUUCCACUACCCAUGGUGCUUUGCUGUCAGGCCAGAGAGAGGCAACUCGCCUGACGGAGAUGUACCAGGACUUGCACAGAGCUGAAACCACAAAGCCUAACAUGUAAAAUAUGAGGAACCUCUGACUAGUGAAGAGGUUAAACUGUUCAUUUGGAGGCUUUUUCUCUUUGUGAUUAAAUUGUACCUAAAGCUUAGCCCGGGCAUUACAUUGAUAACAAAGGGGUUGCUAUAUUGUACUGUAGAAUCAAAUCAUACUAAAUUUUUAUUUCAAGUGUACUGUUAAAAUGUUGCCAAUGGUGCUGUCAUUUCCUGUCCUUAUCAUUCUGUCAAUAUGUUGUUUUUUAAUCAGUAAUUUAAUGUUUAUAAUAACAGCAUUGGUAAUUUAACUUUUUUGUAAGUGCCUUCUGUAUGUAAUGUUAUGUUAUUUCAAAAAUAAUUCAGAUAAAAAGGAGGAAGUUUUAACAAAAUUAAAGUUCUAUCAUGAUCUAACACGA
Sphaeramia orbicularis (orbiculate cardinalfish) is the source of this 2216-nucleotide messenger RNA. It is a transcript of the gene smox, whose product is annotated as spermine oxidase. NCBI's taxonomy places the organism in Eukaryota, Metazoa, Chordata, Actinopteri, Kurtiformes, Apogonidae. Gene Ontology annotation, biological process: spermine catabolic process. The record is from RefSeq and is a predicted model, not a curated record. Bases 162 to 1829 code for a protein of 555 amino acids. The transcript has 7 exons. Gene Ontology annotation, molecular function: polyamine oxidase activity.